This is a messenger RNA of Saxophila tyrrhenica, 1554 nucleotides long. RefSeq lists its product as uncharacterized. NCBI's taxonomy places the organism in Eukaryota, Fungi, Ascomycota, Dothideomycetes, Mycosphaerellales, Extremaceae. Gene Ontology annotation, biological process: transmembrane transport; carbohydrate transport. The transcript is spliced from 8 exons. The coding region runs from base 1 to 1554 and encodes 517 amino acids. The record is from RefSeq and is a predicted model, not a curated record. Gene Ontology annotation, molecular function: carbohydrate:proton symporter activity. Gene Ontology annotation, cellular component: membrane.
AUGAACGGUUACAACCUUUGGUGUAUCAUCUUCACCUGUUUUGGGGCCUUUUUCUAUGGAUAUGAUUCUGGCCUCACGACCUCGAUCAUUGCCUACCCUGAGUUUAUUGAGUACUAUGGCUUCAACUCUGUCACCCUUGGAGCGCUUGGUUCUUCGUACUAUGCUGGCCAAACCAUCGGUAGCCUCGCCAACUUUUGGAUACCUGACCGCUUUGGACGGCUGUGGAGCGUUCGGUUCGCAUGCGUUAUAGGCCUGCUAGGAUGUGGAAUGCAGACUGGAGCACAGGGCUUGGGUGUCCUGUUGGCGGGAAGAGCCAUUGGUGGCUUUUCUUGUGGACUGAUAUUCGCGCUAUGCCCGCUCUACGCCAGCGAGAUGUCUCCUCCUCACGUCAGAGGUCGUGUCGGCGGCUUGUACAGGCAACUCAGUGUCAACGUCAAUGUGUCAUAUGCUAUCACUGAAUGGAUGGGACUAGGAAUCUCAUACCUGUCAGGCGACGUCAAGUUUCGGGUCUUCCUUGGACUGCAACUUCUGGUCGCUGUGCUCAUGCUUGUUGGCUCCAUCUGGAUGCCCGAAUCUCCUCGAUGGCUGGCUGCCCACGGUCGACCAGAUGAGGCCCUCGCCAUUCUGAAGCGUCUCCACGGCACCGACGUCCACCACGAGCCUGGGGCCAGCAAUUCAGACAAAGACGAACCUGCCGAAGCCGUUCCGUUUUACCAACGCGAGUUCAACCAGAUCGAGUCCCAGAUCCAGCUUGAAAGAGAACAAGGCAACUAUGGCGUGUGGACGAUCUUCUCACGUCCAUCGUACCGCAAGAGGCUGUACAUAGCGCUCUUCUACUACUUCUUCCAACAGGCAACCGGCGUCAUCCCAUUGCAAAACUACCAGACCAUUCUCUACUCCCUGCUCGGCCUCACCGGCAAGAUGCCUUUGAUCCUCGUCGGUGUCUGGGGCACGGCGGGUACAAUUGUCUCCAUCAUCGGCGCGUCGUUGUUCGACAAGCUGGGCCGCCGCAAGUCGUUCUUCAUCUCAAUCACCGGCGUCAUCGUCGGCUCCGUCAUGCUGGUUAUCUUCUGGGCCCGCUUUGAAGCCGGCGGCAACACGAGCGAGACACUUGGUGCCUUGGCUGUGUUCAGCAUGUUCGUCUUUCUUUGCGGCUUUGGCUGGAUCAUGAACGCAUUUGCGUAUACCUACCCCCCGGAGAUACUGCCGACCGAUAUCAGAGCGACGGGAAUGGCACUUGGGUUUGGCAUCAAGAUGGCCUGGAUCAUCUGCCUCGUGCAGGUUACGCCGAUUGCCAUUGAGAGUAUCAGCUGGAAGUACUUCCUCGUCUUCAUCUUCUUGGAUGUCAUUUUCCUCCUCGGCGUUUAUUUCUACUUCCCCGAAACAAUGAACACCCCGCUGGAAGAGAUCGCUCGUCUCUUUGGCGACGAUGUGGCCGUCACGUUGGAUGAAGCGGGUGGCAAAGGAAACAGAAAUGAGGAACCGGAGACUAAGGACGAUGUUGAGAUGCUCGAGAACGUCCGCGGCACGACACAGCAGGAGACAAAGUCGUGA